AUGGAUGCGUUGGGUAAGAAUUCCUUGAAGUUCUUCGCGCUCGGCGGAGGUAAUGAAGUCGGCAGGUCAUGUCACAUCUUGCAGUUUAAGGGCAAGACUAUUAUGUUAGACGCAGGUGUCCAUCCAGCUCAUCAAGGUUAUUCAUCCCUGCCAUUUUAUGACGAAUUUGAUUUGUCAAAGAUCGACGUCUUGUUGAUUUCCCAUUUCCAUGUGGAUCAUGCAGCUUCCCUUCCAUAUGUAAUGCAAAAGACCAAUUUCCAAGGUAGAGUCUUCAUGACACAUCCAACAAAAGCCAUUUACAGAUGGCUAUUAAGAGAUUUCGUGAGGGUGACAAGUAUAGGUGUAUCAUCUGGCGGCAAGGAUGAUAAUUUGUACACGGACGAAGAUCUUGCCGAAUCAUUUGACAGGAUUGAAACAAUUGAUUUCCAUUCGACAGUGGAUGUGAACGGUAUAAAAUUCACAGCGUACCACGCAGGUCAUGUUCUUGGUGCCGCAAUGUUUCAGAUCGAAAUUGCCGGUGUGAGGAUCUUAUUCACUGGUGAUUAUUCGCGUGAACUAGAUCGACACUUGAACUCUGCCGAAGUUCCAACUCUGCCUUCCGAUGUUCACAUUGUCGAAUCCACAUUUGGAACAGCUACGCAUGAACCCCGUGUAAACCGUGAGCGUAAGUUGACUCAAUUAAUUCAUUCUACAGUAUCGCGUGGAGGUCGUGUCCUGUUACCAGUGUUUGCGCUUGGAAGAGCUCAGGAGAUUAUGUUGAUCUUAGAUGAAUAUUGGACUCAGCAUUCUGAUGAGCUGGGUGGUGGUCAGGUUCCGAUAUACUAUGCCUCUAAUUUGGCUAAGAAAUGUAUGAGCGUAUUCCAGACUUAUGUCAACAUGAUGAACGACGAUAUUCGCAAGAAGUUUAGAGACUCGCAAACAAAUCCAUUCGUCUUCAAAAACAUCUCAUAUCUUAGGAACAUCGAUGAUUUUCAGGAUUUUGGACCUAGUGUCAUGUUGGCAUCUCCCGGUAUGCUUCAAAGUGGGCUCUCUAGGGAUGUUCUAGAAAAAUGGUGCCCAGAAGACAAGAAUCUUGUGCUGAUCACUGGUUACUCUGUGGAAGGGACUAUGGCAAAAUUUUUGAUGCUAGAGCCUGAUACAAUCCCAUCCAUCAAUAAUCCCGAAGCGACAAUACCAAGGCGGUGUCAAAUUGAAGAGAUUUCAUUUGCGGCUCAUGUUGAUUUCCGAGAGAAUCUAGAGUUCAUCGAGAAGAUCAGUGCACCCAAUAUCAUCCUUGUCCAUGGUGAAUCAAACCCAAUGGGUCGUCUGAAAUCCGCCCUCUUAUCUAAUUUUGCAUCCUUGAGAGGAAGCGAGCAAGAAGUGCAUGUGUUUAAUCCAAGAAAUUGCGUCGAUGUCACAUUAGAGUUUAACGGAAUCAAAAUUGCAAAGGCUGUGGGUAAUAUCGUCGACGAUAUACGAAGGGAAGAAGAAGAAGGUACUGAAGUGAAGGAAGAAGAUAAAGAUAAUGCUGUUGAGAAAACAAGUGUAAAGAAAGAAAAACCAGAUGAGGACGUUGAGGAACUGCCAAAUGGCGAUGAACAAGAAAUUGUUGUUUCAGGGAUUUUAGUGUCGGAUGAGAAAAAUUUUGAUUUGAAUUUAGUUUCACUAACGGAUUUGAGAGAACACCAUACCGAGUUGUCAACCACAGUGCUAAGAGAGCGUCAAACAGUCCACGUGGACUGUAAAAAGGAGCUCAUAUACUGGCACCUUUGCCAAAUGUUUGGAGAUAUUCGAGUUAUCAUUGAUGAAGAAAACGUUACGAAUAAGCUUAAAAGGGAGGAUGCUGAUGGAAGAAUAUCUGAUGGAAAACUAAAUGGUAAACUGGUAUUAAAAGUUAUGAAUGACAUAAAAUUGACCGUAUUCGACAACGUGGCGACAUUAGAAUGGACGCAAGGUCUGAUAAGUGAUACUGUCGCAGAUUCGAUUGUUGCUAUACUCAUGAGUGUCGAUUCUUCGCCAGCCAGUGUGCGAAUGAGCAGUCGCUCUUGCGAGCAUCAUCAUGAAGAGUUUUCGGAUGGUGUAAUGCCAAAGGAUCCAGUAUGGAAGGUGAAGCAAAUCGCAAAGCUUUUCAAGGAGCAGUUUGGUGAAACAUUCACCUUGAUGCUUGCGAAGGGAGACGAUCACAAGAUAGAGGAUGGUGACAUUUUUGGAGUAAUUACGAUCGGUAAGAACAAUGCCCGAAUUAACUUCUCCAAGAUGCAGAUAGAAGAGUGUAAUUCCAACCCACUCAAGGGGAGAGUAGAAAGAAUUUUGGAUAUGGGGGCAGAUUUAGCAGCAUCUUUAUGUUAA
Torulaspora delbrueckii is the source of this 2328-nucleotide messenger RNA. RefSeq names its product cleavage polyadenylation factor subunit YSH1 (gene YSH1). Gene Ontology annotation, biological process: mRNA 3'-end processing by stem-loop binding and cleavage. The record is from RefSeq and is a predicted model, not a curated record. NCBI's taxonomy places the organism in Eukaryota, Fungi, Ascomycota, Saccharomycetes, Saccharomycetales, Saccharomycetaceae. Bases 1 to 2328 code for a protein of 775 amino acids. The transcript has a single exon. Gene Ontology annotation, molecular function: RNA endonuclease activity; RNA binding; 5'-3' exonuclease activity. Gene Ontology annotation, cellular component: mRNA cleavage and polyadenylation specificity factor complex.